CGACGGUGCUGACAAGCCUGCACGCUGUGUCACGUCAUAGUUUAGUCAGCACGUCUCACUUCACACGACGCCCAGACACAUACGCCAGUCAUGUAAGUGCAGUAAUGAGUUGAGUGAGGCGACUACCUGUUCCAUCGCAUGAUCAGUGACCAUUCUUCCAUACUGCUCACUGUGGACGGCUGGCCGUCCUGGAAGGUCUGCCCUCGGUCUUCCUGAAAAUACCGAGGGUCGGCAUUGCCAAACAAAACAGGAAACCUGCGACAAUGCCGAGACACCAGAAAGAAGAAGACGUCUUUUCUGCAAUUGAUGAGCGAUCUUCACUACACCUGUGAGGGUUGCACUUGACGAACCAUGGCAGUUCUCUCCGUUUUAAUUUAUCAUACUUCUCACCCAGCUGAUUGAGACAUACAGCGGUCGGGGGCUCUACAUUAUGGCACAAUGGCAUACUCACCUCAUGUUUUCGCUCAUAUCGUCCUUUGUUAAGAAACUGUCGCGAAUACCCCUCUGUGUACAGUCUCCUCUGCGCCCACACCAGUCGAGCCGCCAUCUCAUUGAACAGCGCUCGAGGCGGCUUCCAUGACGGGCUUCUAGCUGUAGCCAAAUUGGCAAGGCGAAGAGCCUCCAAGUCACGCAGGCCAGUGUCUGACAUGAUGCUUCUGAUGAGCUAUUGGGAGACAUUCAUGUGUCUGCUCACCUGAAAGCGGUUUGUUGAGAUUGGCUUGCAAGUCGGACGGGAGCUCAUCAGGCGGAUCUCCAAAGAGAGCAUCGGCCAUGCACGACUCGCUGCGCAAGAUGCGACCCCUGCUGUCACCAUAAGACGAAUCUGAGAUCGAACACAGCGCAUACGUGAGAAUGGUUGGCAUUAUCGCCCAUACAUUUGACGAAAAGGAACGGGAUGAAGUUGUAGUCUGUAAUGUGCCAGCUGCAAUGGAAAGAAAGGGGCUAUAGUCAAGCAUCUGAACGGUACGUCUUCAUACCCUCCGUAGAGCUUCGGCUGCACUUGUCGGCGGUAGAAGUACAUUCGGCGGCUCCUGACCAUCUCAAAAGGCUGCAAGAGAGAACACUCGACCGGAACUGGAAUGUCUCAGUACCGUUCCUACCACUAGCAUGCCUCGAGGGGCUGACGCAUGUGGAAGACGGGAGAUGAGAGGCCGCAUAUCCAUCAUUUUGGUGAAGACGAUGUUAAAGUUGCCUGCCCAGCUGAUGAGAACAAGUGCAGCAUCCUGAAGAGGUUUGGUCAGCUCACAGUGCUUGACCAGCUUCAUCACUUCCCCGGCAGGAAUCUUCCAGAGGGCACAAAGAGACAUGGUCAAUGACCGUCAACUGUGUCUGUCAUGGCACCUCAUCUGGAUCGCUCAUGAAGACUAGGUCUUCGGGGAGGCUGACAUACUUGUGAUCCAUUUCCUCGUUGAGCUGCAGAAACCUCUUCACGAUCUCGUUACGGGCCCACAUCUGUGGUUCCCAGCAGUCCUGGCCGUCUUCUUGACAAGCCUUGCUGUUCUCAUAUUUUCUGCGCAUCACUGAUUCCGGCAGCUCUAUUGAGAUGAUUCGAUCUCGCAAGUCACCAAACCUGAUAACAGCCAUCCAAUCACCCAUCGAUGACGUGCCAUCUAUCGUCUGUUUGACCAUUCAGGGUCUUGCAGCGCCCGGGUCAUCAAGAGAGGCUUCGAACGCCCUGUGGAAGUCAUCCGACUUUCGCCAACGACAAACCAGUCGACUGCGUGGCGCAACUCGUUGAAGCGCACCUCCGCCGUAUCUGAGUGUGAACAGUAGAAUCGGAUCCAUUCGCCCACACACAGACAGAAUCUCACCCAGGUCAAAGCCAAAGUAAAACAUAUCGACCAUUUUCCGCGGUCUGUCCAAUCGUUUGCCCGACAGGAGCCCGGUGUGCCUGUCAUUUGCUGUGCAGUCAUCGUCGCGUAGUUCAGUGUAGCUCGAUGGAGCCGCACACGUGACGUUGAUGGGCACGGCAGGGGCGGACAAAACGUACGUGGACAAAGCGUCGAUAACUCUUUGUCGCAUUUCUGCAGACAAACAGUGUAGUUUCCAUUUGACGACACACGGCACAGGCCUUUUGCAAUCUUACGUCUCGGUGCGUUGGGCUGGCUGGGAUGCUUGGGGACGUCACCGAAGUCGAAGGCCAUAAGGGCGCCAACUAGUGAAGGGACGAAAAAAGCAGAUGCUGCACUUGUUGGCGACGUUUCAUCAGUGGCAAGGGACCUAAAAGACACGAUUGGCGUUUGCGUGCGGAGAAGGGACAGGAGAGAAGUGUUAGCAAGGAGCAGUAAGACUGCCAUAAUCGUCAGGAAAGCAGUCAUGGUAAGGACACGGGGGGAUGAGGAAAGCCUCGGGAUUGCCAUCUGAGAAUCGGUGGCCGUCCGUGUAACUCACGAGUGAAU
Messenger RNA from Vitrella brassicaformis, 2399 nucleotides. Lineage: Eukaryota; Vitrellaceae. The record is from the annotation of a GenBank genome assembly.